AGAAAUAAAAUGUAAGUACUCAGAGCUAACCGCUUUCAUGAUUUUUCGGAAGUUGCAAGUUGCAAGUCCACACUCCUCUGACUCUGAAACACAAACCAUGAUGGCAACACUCCUCAGAAAACUCUGCGUUUGCAGUGAAACGGCGUCGUAUAACAACCACCGACCCUCAUCCGAAGCUGCUGCUUCUUCAGGUUCGUUACUGGAAUCACUUCCAAGCGAGAUUGUGAUGCAGAUCGUACGGUUAUUGGGCCCAAAGCAGGCCGCACAGCUCAGCGUGGUUAACAGAAAGUGGCGAUCCCUCAUCUCCGAUAACGAACUCUGGGCCCACUUUCUUGAGGUCCACAAUCCUCAGCCAUGGGAUUCCGUGCUUUUCUCCGAGACUUUUCUGGCCUCUGCUUACCCUCUUCUUCCUCUUCCAACCUCAGUUGCUGAGAUUCCAUCUGUGUCAUUCAAGCAAGUUUAUGGCCAGCGUGCAAGACUGCCUUGUUCUGUUAUCAUCGAUGGUGGUUCUGGCUAUUGCAAAUAUGGUUGGAGCACACUCCCUUGUCCAUCAUGGCGGUCAGCAACCUUUCUGGAAUUUGGUAAUGUGGAAACGCCAAUAUACACCAGACUCAGACACUUUUUUUGGACUAUUUAUAGCAGGAUGAAGGCGAAACCAAGUUCUCAACCAGUUGUUGUUUCUAUACCAAUAUGCCACUAUGAUGAUACUGAAUCAGCCAAAGCCUCAAGGCGGCAGCUUAAGGAAGCAAUCUAUACUGCCCUGUUUGACAUGAAUGUUCCUGCUGUUUGUGCUCUAAAUCAGGCAGUUCUAGCUCUGUUUGCUGCCAAACAAACUUCUGGAAUAGUUGUGAAUAUAGGUUUUCAAGUCACAUCUGUUGUUCCAAUUUUAAAUGGCAAAGUGAUGCGAAAAGUGGGUGUGGAGGUUGUGGGGUUGGGAGCCCUAAAGCUCACUGGAUUCCUUAGAGAACAAAUGCAACAGAAUAACAUGAGUUUUGAAUCAAUGUACACUGUUCGAAUGCUGAAAGAGAAGCUAUGCUAUGUUGCUAUUGAUUAUGAAGCAGAGCUAUCUAAAGAUACACAAGCAUCAUUUGAAGCUGCAGGAGAAGGAUGGUUUAUACUUAAAAAAGAGCGCUUUCAAACCGGAGAGAUCUUAUUCCAGCCACGUCUUGCCGGAGUACGAGCAAUGGGUUUGCACCAGGCCGUCGCUCUGUGCAUCGACCAUUGCCAUUCUGCAGAAUUAACCGCGGACACGAAUUGGUUUAAGACCGUAGUCUUAUGUGGGGGCAGUGCAUGUUUACCAGGUUUGGCAGAAAGAUUAGAGAAAGAACUUCAUGCCUUGGUUGAUCCCAACCUGUCAGACAGAAUCACAGUCAUACCUCCUCCAUAUGGCGCGGAUACGGCAUGGUUUGGAGCAAAGAUGAUUGGCAAUUUAAGUACCUUUCCCGGUCCAUGGUGUAUAACAAAGAAGCAGUUCCGUCAAAAGCAUAAAACUAAUCGGAUAUGGUGAUUACUUGCAUCUCAAGUUACUAUUUUUCUCAAUUAUGCUGGCAAUAUGCACCAGCAACUGUAUGAUUCCCAUCAUGUAAAUUUCUAUGGGAAGGCAUUAAAUUCAAACAUGUAUAUUAGUUUGUAAUUUUCGUUAAGCAUUACAUGUAUGUAUUAUCUGAAAAGAAA
Arachis duranensis is the source of this 1674-nucleotide messenger RNA. Its product is annotated as actin-related protein 8. Gene Ontology annotation, molecular function: protein binding. Bases 38 to 1507 code for a protein of 489 amino acids. The record is from RefSeq and is a predicted model, not a curated record. Lineage: Eukaryota; Viridiplantae; Streptophyta; Magnoliopsida; Fabales; Fabaceae. The transcript has 12 exons.